UCUCAUCGAAUGUCUCGCUUCAACAAAGGCUUCAUGACCAGCCCGCCAAUUUCCGAAGUAGUCAAGCUACAGAAUCAUCUAAGUCUACUACGUGAAGAGUAUGUGAAGCUGCAAAACCGAUAUGCUGAUUUAGAACGUCGCUAUCACAUGGCCAUCGCAGCCAGUGGUGAUGGAGAUAAUGAUGGAAGUUUUGUUACUCGUCUCUUGCGAAUUAUAUCUGAAAUGUACAACAAGGAGCAAUACAGUGAUCUCCGUGUGCUCUUGGAAGGAGGUCAUCAGGUUCAUGCUCACAAGUUUGUCCUGCAGGCGCGUAGUGAGGAUUGGGCUGCGACCUGUGACUUAGGUCAUGCUUCUGAACUUGACAUGUCAGAUGUUAGACUGGAAGUUGCACGAGCACUGCUACGGUGGGUUUAUACAGAUGAGAUCAACAUACAAGCUGAGGAUACAUUCUUGCUAGAACUGCUUCGUGCUGCCACUAGAUUCAAACUUGAAGCACUGCGAAAAAGAUGUGAGAAUGGCCUGGUCUCUUUUGUGAACAUGAAGAACUGCAUCCAGUUUUAUCAAACUGCAGAAGAGAUGAGCGCAGAGGUUCUGAAGAAACAUUGCUCGGAACUUAUAUCUAACCACUGGAAUGAAUUCACCAGCGAAGAUUUUAAGACAAUGCCAGCACCUUUGCUGUAUGGAAUCUUUAAGACGAAGACAGAGUAUCCUCUGCAUGCAGCUAUUAAGGCACAUAGGGAGGAUGUGGUUUUUCUCUACCUCAUCGAGUAUGACUCUCAGCUGCAGGCAAGGGUAAACGAAGUAGACAACAAAGGAGACAUACCCUUGGAUAUGGCUCUUCAAUCAAUGCAGAAAAGUAUUGCGCAGACUCUUGUGAAGAACCAUGCUGACAUCAACCGCAAAGAUAAUUCAGGGAAAUGUCUUCUGCACAAAGCCAUCAAAAGAGGGGAUGAGUUUUCUGCUCGAUUCCUUAUCAGCAACAAAGCUGAUGUGAACACAACAACAUUUUUAGACAAAGAAACACCAUUACACAUGGUGGCUUGCUUCAAUCCUGAUGUAACCCCACCAUCCACAUUAGCUGGAAUGGCAGACGUAGCACGUCUUCUGCUUGAGGCUGGGGCAGAUCCUAACGUCCAGGAUGCUUCUGGCAGCACACCUCUCCAUAAUGCUAUAUUCUGCAAGAAUGGCCCUGUAGUCAAAGUCUUGUUGGAAUUUGGAGAUCUUAAUUUAGAGAUGAAAAAUGCUGAUGGACACACACCUUUGUGGCUGGCCCUUCAACAGGUUAAUGAUUCACAUGCCAGUGCAGAGGAGGCGUAUGGACACAACAGUUUUGCCCAGCAGCUAAUUCGAGCAGGCAGCUCACCAGAUGCAGUCGAGCCAGAGUCAGGUAACUCUCUGCUGCACCUGGCAUCAAAAAGUGGGAAUCAGGCAGCUGGCAUAUUUCUUGCAGAACAUGGGGCAACUGUCAACCAUGCCAAUACAAAGGGCGAAACACCUUUGCAUUUUGCAUGUGAGGCAGGACUAACAGAACUUGUAAAAAUAUUGCUGGAGAGGGGAGCUAACUCCAAUUCUCAGACACUCAAAUCUUCGGCGUCUUCUCUUGACACUGAGCUAGAUUUCUUGGGUCUUGGUGGGGAAGGUGCUCAGCCAAUCAGCAAACAGACACCACUCCACUUGGCAUUAGCUAAGGCCCAUAACUCAGUAGUUCAAGUUUUUCUUCAGUAUAAAGCUCAGGUACAAAAAAGUCCGGAUAACAUGCGCAUCAUGCCCAACUUCAACCUGAAGGAUUCUCAGGGUCAGACUGUUCUUGGCCUGGCUCUGUGGCAAGGACUGCAUGAAACAGCUGCUGCGUUUCUCAACGCUGGGGCCAACAUCAAUGAGAGGAAUGCAGCAGGACUGACACUUCUGCAUGAAGCCAUCGAGAAGCAAGAUACCAUCAGUGCUUUGUUUCUGAUUGAGCACCAUGCCGAUCUUGAAGCUGAAUCACCAGAAAAAUUACGCCCAUUGCAGAGAGCUAUUGCGCGACACUUGCCAGUGAUAGUGGAGACGCUCUGCGGUCGUGGUGCAAACAUGAACAUCAUGGAUGGUGAUGGUAACUGCCCUUUGUGGCAGGCCCUCGACACUGGGCAGGAAGACAUUGCACAAAUUCUAGUUUACCACAAGUGCGAUGUCAACCUGUGGUCACCAGGGCCAGGUAACUGCCAGCAGACACUGCUCCACCGUGCCAUCGAUGAGAACAACGAAGCUGUUGCUUGCUUCCUUAUCAGGAGCCAUUGUGACCUCAACAGUCCCAGGCGCCCUGGAACAAAUGGAAGCGUGAGUGAAGAGGCAAGGGAUGGGCAGAGUCCGCUGCACCUGGCUUGUAGUUGGGGUUUGGAGCUUGUUGUGCAGUGUUUAAUGGAACACAAUGCCAAUGUAAACCAGCAGGAUGCUGAAGGCAAGACACCCAUUCACCUGGCUAUUGAAAACCAACACCCUGUCAUCAUUUCCUUGCUUCUUUCACAUCCGAGCCUCAACCUGACGUUGAAAGACAAGCAUGGGAGCACACCUUUUGUGGCAGCAAUGAUGACACGCAACAACAAGGCAGCACAGGCCAUUUUGGACAGAGAGCCUACAGCAGCUGAGCAGGUGGAUCAACGUGGACGUAAUUUUCUCCACACAGCCAUUCAGAAAACUGACAUCGAGAGUGUUCUUUUCCUCAUCAGUGUGCACGCCAAUGUCAACUCCCGCACCCAAGAUGCACACCACUUGAGCCCUUUGCACUUGGCUGUAAUGGCAGGCUCAGAGAUAAUUGUCAGAAACCUGCUUCUUGCUGGGGCAAGUGUGAAUGAAAAGACAAAGACAGGUGAAACAGCUCUGCACCUGGCGGCCGCACGUGACCACACCUUAAUUGUCUCCAUCCUUGUUGAGAAUGGUGCUGAUGUAGAUGCUGUUGAUGAAAAUCACAAUAAUGCUCUACAUGUAGCUGUGCAGCAUGGAAACCUGUCCACAGUGAAGGCACUCCUAACAGAAAGUCACAUCAACGCUGAGGCAGUAAACUUAAAAGGCCAGAACCCUCUCCACCUCCUUGGUCAGUAUGGAAAAGACAAUGCAGCUGCCAUGUUUGAACUGUUUCGAGAAGCCAUUCCUGAUUAUCCCAUUGAUCGACCAGAUGCAGAAGGCAACACAGCUUUGCUUCUGGCAUACGUUAACGGAAAUGGAAGCCUGUGUCGGGUGAUGGUGAGAGCUGGUGCUUGUUUGGGAACAGUCAACAAACAGGGAGUCGGGAUUUUCAAUGCUCCAGUGGCAACAAAACAGCUUUUGUUUAAACUUUUAGACAUGCUGUCUAAAGAACCACCUUGGAGUGAGGGAGAGUGGUGUUUAGAAUGCAGCACCAAGUUUACCAUCAAGACAAGAAAGCAUCAUUGUCGACACUGUGGCCGCUUACUGUGUUCCAAGUGCUCUGGGAAGGACAUGCCAAUCAUCAAGUUUGGUCUGGCAAAGCCUGUGCGAGUGUGUGAUGUGUGUUUUGACGUGCUGUCCAUUGGCGGACAGUUUUAACUUUUUUUUUUGUGGACAGGACAGGGCAGGAGUGUGUGCAUAGAAAUUUUUGGAUGCUUGCCUGUGACGAUAAUUUGUGGCCGACUUGCUCACUUGCUGAUGAUGUUUUGUGACUGACUUGCUGACACAGAUUCAAGUUAUCAAAUGUUCUUCAUUACAUCCCUUUCUCCCCCCAUUCCCCCCACACCAUGUUUUCCAUUGUUACCUCCCUUUCUACUGUCCUCUUCUUUCCAACCCACACCCUGUUUUUCCUCAUUUUAAAAAAAGAAAAGUGGUGCCUUUAUCCAAUAAGCUUUGAAAGAAUCAUCGUCUUCAAACAUUUGUGAGGUUGCUUUUAGGGUAUUUUUUUAAUUUAGGUAGCGUUUUCUCUUGCAGUAGUGAUCCUGUGACAUUGUCUGGGCAACUCUUAUCGCAUGUCUGCAUUGAGAUAUUCUAGAACUAUAAUGUAUGAGAGGGAGAUGGUGUAAUAACUUCAUUAAAGUAUUCUUAUGCUAUAAUUCACUCAAAGAGAUAGUGGCAUUAUUACUGUACUUUGUGUAUUUGUCUGAACAAGGAUACCCUGAUAUUUAAAUUUAUCUUAGGUAUGCCAGUACAUUAUAGUUAAACCUGAGAUUGUAAUUUUAUCCAUGAUAACCUAAUAUUGUAAAUCUUGCUGCCUCUUUAUUUUCAAUACUUUGGUGUCCAGCACAAUAAGUAGGAACGUUUAUACUUUUGACCAGAUGGCAAUCUACCCUUCAUUUCAAGAUCAAUUUUGACAUUUAUUUAAAGCAAAUAUUACUUUUUUUAAAGAUAUAAAAUGUUUACAAAUAUGUAUGAAGUUUAAGUUACUUGUUAUUCAUCUUGAGCAGACACCAAGGUUGCCUGUAGUUAGAGCAGCCUUUUCGUCAUUUUUCACCAUCGGGUGCAUUGAUGUGAUAAUCAUAUUGCAAAAUGUUUCUACGUAUUUUAUUAAUAAAAAAUACUUUAGAUGUACACAGAAGUUUACCUGAAAGAUAAGCAUCUGUAGCUUUAUCCUAUGCAGAAAUAAAAUACAUAGCAUGCUGGCUGUUACUUGAGCUCUCUACAUCAACAUGAGUCUCAAGACAUUUGUGCCCAGAUAUUUUAUUACAGAUUAUGUCCCUUAACCAAUACUCCAUGUUUAAAAAAAAAAAUGGUUACUGUCAAAAAAGUACUGGCAGCAAAAAAAAUUAUAAAAUGCAAAAAUUGUUUAUCAAUAACUGUAUAUGAAUAUUUUUUAACUACUGUUUUUUUUCUUUAAUAUAAAAUACUCAAAGGCACCAGUUGUUUUAUUUCACAAUAAAUCAACCCUUUAAGCGUUUUAUGCGGUUCUGGCCCUUAUCUACUGUUUUAGUGCUUUGUGACUCCAAUGCUAAAUUUAGAUAAUCUGACAUGCAGUUCCCUGGAAAGUGAAGCUGUAUUUUACACGUGUAUGCUUGCAAGGACAUACAUUCAUACAUGCAAAUAUACGUACACUUACAUAUGUACCCUUCCUCUACUUCUGGUAAAAGGUGGUAGUGCCAAACAGCAAUGUAUUUCAACAUUGUACUGCAGUUUUUGCUUUAUGAUCAUCUGGAUAUUCUCCAGACUAGUUGAUUUAGGUGUUUGAUUAUUGAUCUGUUGUGCUCCAGUCCAAUGACUGUAGAUCUGUCUCUUUGACAACUUGAUCUUUGAAUAUCAUCUUACACAAGAACAACCUGAUGGUCCCCUAGCUAUACAGAAUUGCAGGAAUAUUGUCUGUCUUGUGUUUUUGUAUUUGUAAUACACAGAAAGACUGGCUUUGGCUAGGAUAUCAUGCUAUAAAAGCUCACACUAUUAUUAUUAUUAAACACGAGAGAUGUACAGAAAAAUACAACCUCCUUCAUAAGCUAUUUUAAGCUUUAUGGUGUUCUUUAAAAGAACAGGCCAAAUGGCUUGUCUUUUCUUUUAAUUUUUUAAGCGUAUGACUUUAACUUUAAUGCCAGUAUUUAUUUGAAUUUACCUUUGUUGUCAACUGACAUUGAUCACUAUAUUUAAUAUACUUGUAUUCAUUUACUGGGUUUUAGUGAGUUCUCAUUUUGUGGCUCAUACUGCGAGAAAAUGCAAGCUUUAAAAAAAAUCAAAAAUUAUUAUUUAUGCACAAGGCCUUUUAUUCAAGAACAAAAUCUGAGUAAGAAGCACCUAAUAGUAUUUCAUUUUGUUGGUUUUUUUUUUUUACCUUACUAUGAGAAACUUAAGUUUUUUUUCCCCACAUAGAUUAUAUACUGCUUAAAACAAAAUCCCUAAAAGACUGCCUCUCCAAAAAUGAUCUUUUUUAAAACAAAAUUACAGUCCAGCAUUUCAGAUAAAAAUAGUAACAAUGAAAACAUUAUCUUCAGUCCAGUCAUCAACUCUCACCAGUCUUUCAGCUUAAUUUGCAUGACUAAAGUUAUGCAAGCACCCAUCAUGUUUUUUCUAUUGAACCAUUUUCUGCACACAUGAAGAUCAUCUCAAGGAAUCCUCUGAGCUCCUAAAGAAAAAAACUUUCAUUUUGUGAGUUCUACAAGGCUAUGGCUCACAUCUCAGCUUCUCGGUUCAAACUGAAAAACCAAAUACAGUAUGUUUAUUAGAUAAAUAAACUCUUACACUUUGCAUUUACUUGUUCAGUUAGGGGGCAUUAUUCUCAUGGGUUGUGCUUUAACAGUUCCUUGUUGACAGGAUUUUUGUGAUAAAACCAGAUAAACCUAUUAGUCUUGACUUUGUUAGUCUUACAACUUUUCAACAUCUUUAUGAACUUUUGGUGCAGAUUCCAUUAGUGUUCAUCUUUCAUCUCCACUCAUGAAUAUUUCUGAGAGGGACUGAGCAUGAUCACCUUCAUGGGCAGAAAAGGUCAUAGUACUUGUGUGACCAUAUUUAUACUCAUUGCAUUUCAGAUAUAUAUUAGUAUAUUUGCACUAUUUUUACAAAUGAUUAACUUUAUUAAUUCCAAAGGGCAGUUAUUACCUGGAAAAUGUGCUCAGUUACAAAACUAGUACCCUAUAAUUACAAGAUAAGACAGAGUGGUGCAUCUUGGCAAAACACAUGGCUAAAUAAACAUACUUUUACAUUUAAAACUAUACUCUUCAGACACCCCAUCUCCUCAGAGAUUUAAUUUACUUUUGAGUAGCUUGACUGCUGGGGGUUCUAGGAGGAGGUUUUGAUGCUGCAAAAACAAUAAUUAGUGAAGGAAUGGAUGUUUGCUUUGAUCUUUUUGAUAAAGCCUGUUCAUAUUCUUACUAACACUUUUUUUUUGUACCAAAGUAGUCAUUUGGUGAUAUUUCUGCUGCUUGUGUGAAAUGAAAUGUUUGCCAAAGCAAAGAGACACGUAUGAAUUCCUAUUACAACAUACGUAAUUUUGGGAGGAUGUGUUACCUCUUCAUUUAGUGUAUAAGAGUAAUGAUAUUUGCAUCUAUUUUUUUUUUUUCCUGCAAUGUCAUAAGAAUUGUGCUGUAAGGAUGAGACAACAUUUACCAAAAUAAUGUGCAAUUUAACCCUUUUUCUUGUCUGGUUAAUAAAUAUUGUCUGUAAAUUAAAUAUUUUGUCUGAUAAAGAAAUUGAGCUGUGGUGCUUUUUCACAGGAGUUGUCUUUGCAUUCCUAAAAUUAACAAAAUACUGUAUGCAUUAGAUUCUUCUGAUACUCAUUACUUCUAUAACAAUAAAUUCAGCUUAAAUUUA
Pomacea canaliculata is the source of this 7209-nucleotide messenger RNA. RefSeq names its product rabankyrin-5-like. The record is from RefSeq and is a predicted model, not a curated record. Lineage: Eukaryota; Metazoa; Mollusca; Gastropoda; Architaenioglossa; Ampullariidae. The transcript is spliced from 25 exons. Gene Ontology annotation, cellular component: cytoplasm. The coding region runs from base 10 to 3540 and encodes 1176 amino acids. Gene Ontology annotation, molecular function: metal ion binding; protein binding.